Molecule: messenger RNA, 570 nt
Organism: Amorphotheca resinae ATCC 22711
Lineage: Eukaryota; Fungi; Ascomycota; Leotiomycetes; Helotiales; Amorphothecaceae
Exons: 4
Biological process (GO): small GTPase-mediated signal transduction
Molecular function (GO): GTP binding; GTPase activity
Source: RefSeq, a predicted model, not a curated record
AGGAAAUUGGUCAUAAUUGGGGAUGGUGCUUGUGGUAAAACUUCUCUCCUCAGUGUGUUCACACUUGGGUAUUUUCCAACUCAUUAUGUCCCUACGGUCUUCGAGAACUAUGUCACAGACUGCAGAGUCGAUGGGAAGAGCGUACAAUUGGCAUUAUGGGAUACAGCAGGACAGGAAGACUACGAAAGACUGCGACCCUUGGCAUACUCAAAAGCACAUGUCAUCCUCAUAGGAUUCUCGAUUGAUACCCCCGAUUCUCUAGAUAACGUCAAGCACAAAUGGGUUGAAGAAGCAAACGAACGAUGCCCGGGCGUUCCAAUCAUCCUAGUUGGACUAAAGAAGGAUCUUCGAGAGGACCCAGUUGCAAUUGAGGAGAUACGGAAGAAGUCACAGCACUUCGUGGGUCCCAAGGAGGCAGCAGAUAUCGCACACGACAUCGGAGCACGGAAAUAUCUCGAAUGUUCCUCUCUGACUGGUGAAGGCGUAGACGAUGUAUUCGAGGCAGCAACACGGGCUGCACUACUUACAUUCGAGAAAGGAGAGGGAGGUGGGUGCUGUGUCAUCCUAUAA